This is a messenger RNA of Morus notabilis, 2762 nucleotides long. RefSeq lists its product as uncharacterized. The coding region runs from base 145 to 2463 and encodes 772 amino acids. The record is from RefSeq and is a predicted model, not a curated record. NCBI's taxonomy places the organism in Eukaryota, Viridiplantae, Streptophyta, Magnoliopsida, Rosales, Moraceae. The transcript is spliced from 8 exons.
CAAACUGAAAACCAAAACAGUAGUCAAACAAACAAACAGACACACACAACUAGAGAAAAAGAAGUCCUCACAUGCUUCUAACUUCCUCUUCCUCGUAUUUAAAUUCCCUCUCUCUCCGACUGUCCCUUCACUAUACAAAACGACAUGUCGUCUGAAAUCUCGUCGACGAGAAGCACAGCAACAACAGCCCUGAGCGAGAUUUCCGAGGCCGACUCCACCUUCCGUCUUGGCCUCGAUCUCGUCUCCGCGGCCAGACGGAAUCUCUCCUUCCUCAGAGCCGUCUCCGACUCCCACUGGCUUCACCACAAACCAACUCUUCUCGAGGCCAUUCGAAGGUACAAUGAGCUCUGGAUGCCGUUGAUCGCUGAUCUGACGGUGGGGUCGUGUUCGACGGGUUCUGCUCCUCCGUUGAUUCUCCCACCCGUUGAUGUGGAGUGGGUCUGGUUCUGCCACACGUUGAAUCCGGUUCGUUAUAGGGAAUACUGUGAAUCGAAAUUCUCGAAACUCAUCGGAAAACCUGCGAUUUUUGGCGAAGAGAAUGAGGAGUACGCAUUAAUGAGGUGCAGAGAAAUCUGGGUGAGGAAGUACCCGAAUGUGCCGUUUGAGAAUGAAGUGGAUUCGGGUUUUUCCGACCCGGUUAUGGUCGAUGGAGAGCUGUUUAUGGAAGUGAGCAAGCAGAGAUAUUUGUACUCCAAAUUCUCAGAGCCGUACAGGUCGGAGGUUGUGUAUCUGAUAGCUGCAAGGCAACGUUACAAAGAGUUUCUCUAUCUGUUGCAGUUGCAGAGGUCUAGUGCAGUUUGUUGUCGUUUGGUUCCUGCCUCGGAUAUUCUUCUUAUGUGGCUCAUCCAUCAAAGUUAUUCAACAGUAUAUGCAGAAGAUUUGAAAGAGAUGGAUAGUGAUAUGGGGAAGGUGGUGAGUGUAUGGGAAACAGUUAGCAAAAGAGAGGUGGAAGAGACCAAGAACCUUUGGGAGACAACAUUUGAUCAACCAUAUGAGAAAGCCGGUGGAGAAAUUGGCUUCAACUUUAAUGGGGUUGUACCAGUCAAGCCUCCAGUUUUCUGGGAAGUAUCAGAUAUGGAUGUCAAUAGCAAAUACAAGUCUAUGCUACCUAGAUUCUUACUUGAGGUCUGUGUGUUCGUGAGACUCAAGACUGAAAUGAAUGUGAUGCAAGAGGAUGCAAAACCCGAUGUGCUUCGUCUCCGAAUGGUAAGGUGUCAUCGGGAGUUGAAGCUUGAUCAAACAGUUUCCAACUUCAACAAAUCAUGGCGGAAAGCUUGGCAUCUCUACUGCGAGUUCGGAACCAAGGGAGUUGUAGUUGAGCUUCUCAGGCUCGGUGGGUAUUGCUUCAAAGCAAGUACCGUUGAAGAAACGGUUUUCUUCCGCUGGAAUGACUUGAUUAGAGCUCCCUCUCUAUCCUUGCAAAGAAAAAUUGAUCAACAAGUGAAGAUCAUUGCUUCAAUAACUCCUCCGGUUCAAGCACCAUACUUGUUAAAAUGCGUUCCCGACCGUGUUACAGAUGAUUCUGGCGCAAUGGUGUCAGAUGUGAUUCUCCGAAUGAAUCAGUAUCGUCCCCAAGAAGGCCGGUGGUUGUCGCGCUCGGUUCUUGAUCAUGCUGGAAGAGAGUGUUUUGUUGUUCGAAUGAGGGUGGGAGGUGGAUUUUGGAGAAGAGGAGGUGAAGCUCCAUCAGCUGUGAAAUGGGAAGAUAGAAUUAUAGAGAUUCGAGAAGGUUCAUGGUCUUAUGUUGCUGGUUCCAUUGGUAGAGCCCCUGAGAAGGUGGUAGGAACAGCAACACCAAAAGAACCAUCAGAACAAUGGAAAGCUGCAUGGCAAUUUUCGACCGGAGAUGAGUUGAUGGUUCGGUGGGAAGCAUCGACUUCAAUAUCAGGCCUGAGUUUCUGUUUGAGAAACCAAGCUGCAGAAUUAACGGUGAAGCUGUUGAAAGGGCGGAAAAUGCAAUAUCAAGUGAAGAAAGUUGAGCCACGGGGCUCCAAUGGAGAGUACCGAAACGGGGAAGAAGAGAAAGAGGAAGACGACGAGGAAGAGGAGGGCUUCUUGACCCUUGUUCGGUUCACAGAUGAUGACCCCGAUGGAAGAGCAACGGCUCUUCUGAACUGGAAGCUAUUGGUAGUCGAAUUUAUGCCCGAAGAAGAUUCCGUUUUUGUGCUUCUUUUGUGCACUUCAAUACUAAGAAGUAUAUCGGACAUGAAAAAGGAAGACAUGGGAAGUUUGUUGAUCAGAAGAAGAUUGAAAGAAGCAAGACUUGGUAGCAGGGACUGGGGUUCAGUAGUACUACACCCUUUUUCGAGUUCUUCAUCUACUUCACCAUAUCUUCAACCUUGGUAUUUAAACGCUAAGGCAGUUAUGGUAUCAGAUGUUGCAGACCGGACCAUAAAGCCUCCGAGAUUAAGUUACUCGCCAGAGGAAGGUAGUGAUCAGCUAUACAAACGAGGGAUAUUUACAUGAGUACAUAUGUGAGCAAAAUUUUGUUUGCGUAAUCUGCUGAUUACUUCUGUUGAAUUAAACUAUUUUCAUUAGUUGCGUAAUUUUUUUCUAUUGUUGCUUUGCUGGCAUGUGAUCUAUCUGCAUGUGCAGCUUGCAGAGAGAUGCUACAUCUAAUUUUAUUUUAGAAGUUUGUAAUUAACUCUUUGUCCUGUAGAUUGUUGUUUAAGACCGGAUGAGAGACAUAACAGAGAUCCCAUUGCUUAAAAGAGGGGAUCUAUCUAGAUGUGAUGACACCACCAACUGAAAUAGUAUAUUCACAU